Geodia barretti is the source of this 4218-nucleotide messenger RNA. The record is from the annotation of a GenBank genome assembly. NCBI's taxonomy places the organism in Eukaryota, Metazoa, Porifera, Demospongiae, Tetractinellida, Geodiidae.
GUGGUAGUAGGAGGUGUGUAUGUCAGAUGCUAGGCAGUGACGCUGUUACCCGUCAACUGUGCAGAUAUUUUGUAACUGUGUGGGCAUAGAAAUGUAUCAUCCCUUAAAUGUUCUUUAUAUCUUUUAGGUGUUUACUGUGGAUAAUGCAACUUGCACACGGAAGUGUAUGGGCUAUGUUUUGCUACAUUUAAGAACAGCAAACCCACUUGGAAAGAUCAUAUUUGGGGACGGCUGUGGACCCACCGCAAUAUUUUUAGCUGCCAGGUCGGUCGGACUGAACGCUCGUUAUCUUCGACAAUUACACCAUUGCAGGCAAAAAGUAUGCAGAUGAGAUGGUUGUGAACCGCCUAAAAACUACUGCAGUCAGUCGUCCUUCUCUGCAGAGGUCUACCUCUGUGGCAUAAGUUAUUGAAUGCACAAGUACAAGGAUCACCUCCUGAACUCUUUCUGUCACUUUGUGUAGAAGAGAAGAUUGAGGAAAAACAUUCUACUUCAAAAGAUCUAGAUGAUGCUCUUAUUCUACAUCCUAGCGGUGAACACUACUCUUUUGGUUCACCAUCAGAAAAGAUGCAUCUCUUCGUCAUAUCUGUUACCCUUGAUAAUCCUUCUGGCCUUCCUGAGUCUUUGAGUCCUUACUACUAUAAUUAUAACCUUCUUGAUGUGGACAUCGCAUCUGAGCAAUUUGUGUACAAUGAGUUCAAGACAGAAAAAGCUUCCAUUAGGAUAUUGUGUUCACGAGAGCGAUUAAGGAAGUUACUCUCAUUGAAACAGCGCAUGAAGAUUACAUUGUGCCAGAGUGACCAGUUUCUUGGGAAAGGAAGUCUUUCACUCAAGCCUCUCUUGACUGACGAUGUGUUAAAAUGUGAAGUCGAGAUGGGCAUUGAGUCAGAGUCUGCAUCAUUUGUCGAUGUUACUCUGGAAGUUCAGAAGGAUAAUUCAUCAUUACCCACAAUUAAAGACAUAGAUCACACUGAGAACAGACUGUUUGUAAAGAGGAGCCUCGCAAGAUGUUUUGAAGCAGUUUCAGAUGUAAAAACCAGUCUCUCUGAUUACUCACUUUCCCAGGAGCAAAAUGAAUUGUGUCCAGCAACACCCGAUGUUUCUCCAUUUAUUGUUGACUCAGCUGAAAUUGAACAGACUGUCCCUAAAACGGUUAGGAGUAGUGCAAGUGACAACCUCUCACCCUUUGAAGAGGUGGUGCGUAACUCACCACAUCAAGAAUUCCGCACAGUUCAUAACUGUGAGGCUGUUGCUGGCUUACAAAAGAACAAUGGCGGUGCAAACACAACAAGCACUGAACCAGUUUCAAAAAAUCGGUUAAAAUCAACUUGGGAGCAUUUAACAUCAUCCACUGACUCUUGCGUACAUCCUGUACAAGAUGAUUUGAGUUUCAGCUCAAAUAUUAAUGUUCCAGUUCAUCGUGUGCAUGUGAGUACUCAAACUGAACUGUCAUCAGAAAGUAUAACGCCAUCACCUUACGCAAUCUCACGCUCUUGUUUAUCUGGAGAAUGUGAGGAAUCAGGAAAUGCGAUACAUCAGUACCAGUUUUCAAUUGAAAUUCACAGCAUUCACAACAUCAAUCUGGAGGAAGGACUUAAGUGCUGUGUAAGGUUCAGGUAUCCUUUUUUUGGAUCUCAGCAACCAGUUGUCGUGCAACCUCCUGUGUCAUUGGUUUUGGGAGGAGAAAAUUACUUUUCAGCUUCAACAUAUUCUUUUGUUUUUGCCUGUAGUGAGGAUUCACUACAUAAUCAACUGUAUUGCCACCCCAUAUUACUUGAAGUAUUGAUGGAAAGAGGCAAUUGCCACAGUUUGGUUGGAAUUGCUCAGGUUCCUUUGGGUGAAGUGCUUAAAAAUGAGAAGGUGUCUCUCGGAAAUGACGUCUACCAAAGAUGUUCCCUAAAAGUUCCUGUGUCAGCCGUUGUGUCUCAACUAACGUGUGCUUUUGUCCAUUGCACCCUUACACUUGAAUAUCAGAAGGGAUUUCCACCUGCCGAGACUCAAGGACUUCCCAGUGCUUCUGAAUACUUAGCUGCCACAGAACUUGAGAUGUGGAAAGCUUCAGAGGAGGAAACCUUCACAAAAGAAAUGAAGAAGAAGGAGGCUUGUUAUCUGUUUCAACUUCAAGAAGAAUGGGAAAGAAGGGAGAAAGAGCGACAAGCAGUUUUUACACAAAAGUUUCAAGCUUACAAUUGUUUAGAAGUACAGUUACGGAACACCUUGGAAGCUGCUCAAUGUGAACAAAGGAAACUUCUUAGUAGAGAAACAGAGUUGCAGCAACUGUAUCGUAAGCUCAGUUUCGAAGAACAAAGCAUUGCUAAACAAUGUCAGGCUAAAGUUAUGCAGUGUCAACUCUUGUAUGAAGGAAAACUUGAAGUUCAGAGAGAAAAAACUGAAGAGUUGCUUAAGACAGUUGAGAGGCUUAAGAGUCAGGUUUCUGAGUUGUCUGCAAGAUUAACAUCGAAGGAUGCUGAGUUUGAUGAGUAUAAGCAAAAAGUUAUCAGUAAACCAGAAUCGAGAUUACAGGCUGAGCUAAUCAUGGUCCACAUUGAGAAGACUGAACUCGAGAAGAAACUAUCUACAGCCCUUAGAGCAAAGAAACACUACAAGGACCAGUGGACCCAAGCAAUGAAAGAGCUUGCUGCAUAUCGACACAAUGAACUGCUCUCGUUCACGUGAGCAGCUUGGAGAUCAACGUAUCCUACUUUGAGGUGCUGCCACAGCCUUGGCGAGGGGGUUUUGAUGCUUAAAAGUAGAUAGCUGUCUUCUAGAUAAGUUUAGUUCACUCUCUGUCAUUGUCAGUGUUUUCACCGUGUUCUGUACGGUUUUUUUUUCUGUUGAUGCAAUACCUUACGCACCAGACUGUAUGGGUAUAGUCAUUACCCACAAAGGCUGUCGUCAGAUGUGAUAUCUCAACCUUGAUCUGUUCUUGGUCACAAACUUUCUCUGCUCUGUUUUUUAAUGACCCCCGUCUUGAUUCGGGGGUUGUGGUACGAUACUCUGCCUCCCAUAUGUAUGACAUGUAUCAGAGCGCAUUCAACGCGGGUCUGCGCUCAAGUAGGAGUGAGGGCAGUGUUCAAGUCAGGAAGGACCCCUAUCAAGGACCACUACUGCUGAAGAAAGGAGUAGUGUAUGGGUUCCAUGCAUGGACUGCCAUAAGGUAUACAUUUGUGAGACUAGAAGGAGCCGGGACACAGGGCCGCUGUCAAAGAUGAAUGCAAUUGCAGUACACACAUGGGAACAUGGUCACAGAGUGGACUGGGAUAAUCCAACAGUGCUGAGACAGGAGUCUGUAGUAUACUGGAGGAGAAGAACAUUAGAAGCAAUUGAGAUAAGGAGACACAACGAACGUGGCAUGGAGAAGAACAAAAGCAUGGAGAAACUACAAACGUGGAUUGUGGUUUGAUGCUGAGCCCUUACUGGAUACCAUUUUUAUGAACACUUUGGCCAGCCACAUUAUGUUGUCGUGUCUUGUCUGACCAUCUAUUCUUUCUGUAUUUGUUAUGUCGAAGUUUAACCACCUACUUAUUUCUGUGAUGUUACAUGUCUAACUAACCACAUAGUUGACGCUUGGCACGCAUACGCAGGGUUACGGUAUUUGGUUCGUAAGUGUGUGUGUCCGUCAGUCUGUCUGUCUGUCCAUCCGCCUGUUACCACGUUUUCUGCCAUCACACACAACGAGACAACAAAAGAGCGAUACCAAAAGCUGAAGAAGGCCCACGGACCGAAACGUUCUGAAUCUGUUCAAGGCUACUGCUCUUUUAAGCUAAUAAAGAACCUCGCUAACACCAAAAAGUGCUCAGAGUAUACUACAAAGACAGCAACAGGAACUGGAAAGUGUGAAGAUCCAUAGUGAAGAGCAGAAAAUAAUACGUAAAGACCUUACUCAAGUGAAAGAAGAAGUUAGCAGGGUCCAAAAGGAAACAUUCAAUGAUGAAUGCCCUUCUAAAGUGACUGAGGCUGAGGACACUGCUAAUCCAGAUGUUGCUCGUUGGAUUGAAGAAAGAGAUAUUCUUCUUGAAACUGGAGUUUACACCCAAAAUGACUUCACCAUACAACAGCUAGACCAAAAAAUAAAAGCUUGCUUGAAGUGAAGUAUAUUAUAUUGCACUAUUUGUGUAAGUAAUGCUACCUAGUUUGUUGAUCACAUAUUAUUGACUGUGAACAGUUUACUGUAUGCAGGGAAUAGUCCUGUUGCUGAAAAACAUCCUUUGUUACGUA